Perca fluviatilis (European perch) is the source of this 3326-nucleotide messenger RNA. RefSeq names its product uromodulin-like. NCBI's taxonomy places the organism in Eukaryota, Metazoa, Chordata, Actinopteri, Perciformes, Percidae. Gene Ontology annotation, biological process: neutrophil migration. The record is from RefSeq and is a predicted model, not a curated record. Gene Ontology annotation, cellular component: cell surface; apical plasma membrane. Gene Ontology annotation, molecular function: calcium ion binding. The transcript is spliced from 11 exons. Bases 96 to 2195 code for a protein of 699 amino acids.
CAGAAAUAUGUUAUCAGUACUGAGGAUCUAAGACUGCCUGAAGUCUGUAAACCUGAAGAAGGAAACUCCACGAGAAAGUUUUUUGGUGAUUAAAAAUGUUCCAAAGGAUCAUCGGUCUGCUGCUGCUUCUCAUGGCUGCUUGUUCAGCUCAGAGCACAGGGUCUGUAGCCACCAGCUGUGAGGCCUGUCAUAGUCUGGCUCAAUGCCAUGCCUCCCUCCACGACAACAGUGUCGAGACUGUGGGCGUGUCCUGUCGCUGUGAGGACGGUGUGGUGGGAGAUGGCUUCACCUGCUACAACAAAACCACUUGCAAUGAUGACUGCUGUGGCCAAGGCUUCCGCUGGUCACCACUGCAGGGCUGCGUGGACAUCGAUGAGUGUUCACUGCCCAAUCCUUCCUGCGGUCCUGGACAACUCUGCGAAAACACCCGAGGCUCUUUUUCGUGUCUGGUGAUGCCUAAUCUACAACGUCACACCAAAACCACAUCCCGCUCAGUGACGUUUGCCUGCGGGAGCACACAGUGCCCUUUCGGUCAGAGCUGCCUCCAGGUGAAUGGCACAUCUCAAUGCAUUGACCCAUGUCAGCACUACACUCCAUUACAAGAUGCAUGGCGAGCCACAGACUUCAGGCACCCAGAGUCUGUGGCCUGUGACAGCCGUACAGAUUGGCAGGGCUGGUACCGCCUCUUCAUCGGUAACAGCAGUGUUCGGAUGCCAGAGAGGUGCAUUGAGAGUCAUAUGUGUGGGACCGAUGCUCCGCUAUGGAUGCGAUCUCCCCACCCACUGGAGUAUGAGGGCAUCGUACGGGCGGAGGUUUGUGGCAGCUGGGAGGGAGGCUGCUGCCAGUUUCACUCCAACUUCAUCCACGUGAAAGCAUGUCCAAGAAACUACUAUGUCUACAAAUUUGUAAGCCCAAACUUGUGUCGGCUAGCUUACUGUGCAGAUGUCAACACCAUGGUGUGUAAUACCUGCGCUGAAGGUGAGACCUGUGUGAGUGACGACAAGAUCAACUGGAGGUGUGGGCAGCCAGCUCCUCGGCUGAGGUUGGUAGAUGGUAACACACCAUGCAACGGUAGACUGGAAAUCCUCCAUAACAACCAGUGGGGAACAGUGUGUGAUGAUUUAUGGGAUACAAACGACGCCAAGGUGGUCUGCCGACAGCUGAGAUGUGGCCCUGUCCAGUCAGCAACUGGGUCUGCCUCCUUUGGACAAGGCACCGGACCGAUCUGGAUGGAUAAUGUUGCCUGUAAAGGCAAUGAGUCUUUGCUAUCGGAAUGUGAACAUACAGGGUUUGGCACUCAUAACUGCAACCAUGGGGAAGAUGCUGGAGUCAUCUGUUCUGAUGAACUUAGUGGUUUUCCAGAGCCGGAGUUGGUGUGUGGACAGGAUCACCUGCGUCUGACAGUCCAGAAGAGGCUGUUGGAGGAACGAGGGCUGGACGCCUCCUCUGCUCACAUGAUCGACCCGCGCUGCCACCAGCAGGUCGACCAGCAGGAGGCGAUGUGGUACCUGGUGCAGCGAAGGAAGGGUAUCUGUGGAAACGUGGUAGAGACAAACGGCUCCCACAUUACAUACUCCAACAUUUUGUUCGUGUACCCGUCUGAUUGGUCCAACGACCUGCUCUCCGUCCCGAUGAGCAUCCCGUUCUCCUGCGUCUUCCCGCUCGAUGACAUCACCAGUCUCGACACCGCCAUUCGAUACCAGCUGCCUCGUAGAGUUGGCGUGGUGCGUUCAGGUGACCCCACCAGGGCGCGGAUGACUCUGUACGAGAGGCCGGACUACAGCAAGCCGUUCCCCGCUGGCCCGGUCAGCCUGCCGCUGGGCGCCGCCCUGCACGUCGGUGUUUCUGUGGAAAACUACGACAACAACAGCUUUGUGCUGCUUCUGGAGCACUGCUACAUCACAAACUCGCCCAACGCCGAUGAUCCUGCCAGAUAUGUCCUGAUCCAGAACAGGUGUCCAGUUGACCCUCGCCAUGUGAAGGUGGCGGAAAGCGGUGUGUCGCAGCGAGCUUGCUUCUCAGCGCUGCUGUUCCUCUACCACGGGACGUUUGAGGACGUUUAUCUGCACUGCCAGAUCAGCCUGUGUGACCGGGACAGAGGCCGCUGCAGCCCUAAUUGUUCCAGGCGACGCGCUCGGUCCGCCACCGUAGCCAAUCAGCUUCCUGUCACUGUUGGACCAAUCAGCUGGUCAUAACAAGAGCGCUGAGGCUGCAGAGGAAUCAACUUCCUGUUGCUGAGGCAGAGAAUCUUUAUUACUUCACUUUAUUACACAACAGUUUGGGUAUUUUCUAAAACAGCUUAUUUGAUUGUCACAUAGUAGAGGGAGACAAGGGAAUCAAUUGUCACUGCCAUCCCAUCCUGAGCCCACGAAAAUACUCAUAUCCCCAUCAGGUGACUGCCCCCACCCCCCCAAAAAAAUCCUGUCCUGCAAAAUCCCAAGAGAAAGACUCCCGAAUCCCAUUUGGUUCCCUAUGUUGUCUAAAGUUAUCAGACUCUUUUACCACCCUGUAGCAUGUUCGGUUAAUUGCGGUCAAAUCACUGAGGUUGCCUUGGAAAUUUAGGCUACACCAUACAUGCAUUACCUGCAGGCCUAAGUAACAUGUAUUACCUGCAGGCCCAGAUAACAUGCAUUAUCUGCAGGCCUUCAGGUAACAUGUAUUACCUGCAGGCCUAGGUAACAUGCAUUACCUGCAGGCCUAGGUAACAUGCAUUACCUGCAGGCCUAGGUAACAUGUAUUACCUGCAGGACUAGGUAACAUGCAUUACCUGCAGGCCUAGGUAACAUGCAUUACCUGCAGGCCUAGGUAACAUGUAUUACCUGCAGGCCUAGGUAACAUGCAUUACCUGCAGGCCUAGGUAACAUGCAUUACCUGCACGCCUAGGCGAUUUCAUUACAUAAUUCCUAACGGAGAUCUUCUCACAAUCAAAACACAUAUUUAUCGAUUUAGGGUAAUUUAGAAGAAUCGCUGUCUGUGGCUAGCAGUAGCCAAUCAACAAACGUAUUGUGAGUUGUAAGUUGUUCUCUUUUAUAAAACGAAAUGCCUCGCAAUCUUUGGGCGCACUCACAGCAUUGCAGCGUCAUUUUUUUAUUUAAUAUCCGACUCCGUCCCACUGCCGUAAAUUUCUAUGCUCUAUUCCGUCCUUAUCACGUUACCAACAGUGAAAUUGACUCCCGUACUGCGGGACUCCCGCGGGAAUACCGUGACCCGUCACCCUCUACUACACUGUCAGAAUUAUUUUUUUCCUAUAAAAAAAUUAGCAGAUUAAACUGAACAUCUGACUUUGUUUUGUGAUGAAAACAAAAAUAAAAAUGAAAGAUGAUGAA